Eruca vesicaria subsp. sativa (arugula) is the source of this 766-nucleotide messenger RNA. The record is from the annotation of a GenBank genome assembly. Lineage: Eukaryota; Viridiplantae; Streptophyta; Magnoliopsida; Brassicales; Brassicaceae.
AUGGCGGCCAAAACCCUAAUCAGGUCAGGAGCUUCGCUAAUGAAUCGGUUUUUAUCGAAGCCGACGACGACGACCAACCUCGUGCAGAACAAUCUCAGAUCGUUUCAGCAGAUAGCUCCUCCUCAGAGACAAGAACUCCCGCCGUGUUUUUUCCCGUCGUUGACGAAUCUACAGAACUCUCUCAGUUCGCGCCCUAGUGACACUGUUACGCUUCAGGAGCUUACAGAACGUGGGUUUCUUCACCCAUCUGGUCUUCCUUCGCUCGAGUUCUUCUUACCAGAAGUCGAUCCAUCAAGUGAGCCAUUGCUUUUAUUUCCCAAGAGGACAUUCCAGCCUAGUACUAUCAGGCGCAAACGGAACCAUGGAUUCUUUGCUCGAAAAGCAACCAAAGGUGGACGGAGAGUCAUAGCUCGGAGAAUAGCCAAAGGGCGUCACAGAGUCACUGCCUAGAAUCUCAUUAUACUUUUUUUAUGAAUCUCUGGUUUAUCAGAUAGGCCGGAUAAGUAUCUUCCGUGUGUCUUUCCAGGCUAGAUAAUCUGAAACUUCGAUCUUAUAAAUAACUUGGAUGUACUAAUAAUAUCCAUGUUUUGAUUUGUUGUUGAAUCUAGGAGUCGAAUUGGAAGUUACAGAUCUCAGCAUCUUUUGUUUUUCAACAACUUUUUAAUGGUUACUUUACAUCAAUGAAUACUUUUUCUACAUGAUGCUUAGUUACAUAUAUCCUCCACACAUACGUGUUUGUAUGUGUUCAUUAGUUGUGUAUAAGGAC